Erinaceus europaeus (western European hedgehog) is the source of this 520-nucleotide messenger RNA. RefSeq names its product chromosome 20 C15orf40 homolog (gene C20H15orf40). Lineage: Eukaryota; Metazoa; Chordata; Mammalia; Eulipotyphla; Erinaceidae. Gene Ontology annotation, cellular component: cytoplasm. The coding region runs from base 46 to 501 and encodes 151 amino acids. The record is from RefSeq and is a predicted model, not a curated record. The transcript is spliced from 4 exons.
GCAGGCGCAGAAGCCGCUUCCGGCGCCGGCCUCCUCCAUGGCGGCAUGCGGUGGUGGGGCCGCGGGCUGAGGCAGCUCGGGGCCCGGCAGCGAGCUCCGCCCUCCGUCCGCUCGGGGUCCGGCGCAGGGAUGCCUAAGAAGGCCGCAGCGCCGAGCAAGGGGCAGCGCCGCAGCGGGGACGCCGAGCUGCCGCCGGGGCCCGUGACCGUGGACGCCGAGGGCCGCGUCACCGUCGCCGUCCGCGCCAAGCCCGGCUCCCGGCGGAACGCGGUGACAGGCGUGACGGCCGAGGCCGUGGGCGUGGCGGUGGCGGCGCCGCCGUCGGAGGGAGAGGCCAACGCCGAGCUCUGCCGCUACCUCGCCCGGGUCUUGGCGCUCAGGAAGAGCGACGUGGUCCUGGCCCAGGGUGGCAGAUCUCGCGAAAAAGUAGUGAAGCUUUUGGCCUCCACAACUCCAGAAGAAAUCUUGGAGAAAUUAAAAAAGCAAGUUGAAAAAGAAUAAAAGCAAGGAACGAAAAGUA